This is a messenger RNA of Vespula vulgaris, 6363 nucleotides long. RefSeq names its product RING finger protein 17 (gene qin). The transcript is spliced from 27 exons. The record is from RefSeq and is a predicted model, not a curated record. Lineage: Eukaryota; Metazoa; Arthropoda; Insecta; Hymenoptera; Vespidae. Bases 588 to 5888 code for a protein of 1766 amino acids.
CCAUACGAAUAAUAUUUUACGUUUUCGAAUGGUUUGUGCCAUUGUUGUAUCGAAAAAUGACUAAUUGAAUUUUGGCGCCACUGAUUCGAAGUAAAUUGCUUUUCGACGAGUAACUUCCUUCUUUUGUUUUGUUUUGUUCUUUUUUUUUCCUUCUAUUCUCUAAUUGUCUCUCGCAAAUUGUAUCCUCGUGUUCGUCGAACAAAUUAAAAUAUUUAUUAUUCGUAUAUAUGUGUAUAUACAUGUACAUUAUAACAAUAUUUUAUCAAGUUGUUUUAUCAAAACAUUUAUCAGAAUAUUGACGAUGAUUUGUAUUAAAUAAUAUCGAAAAAAAAUGUAAUAUUUGUGGGAAUAUAUUAUAUAAACGAAAGAAAUAUUAUGAGACACGGGCCCAGGAAAUUCGAGUGCCAUUCCUGGCUGAAGAUUCAAAAACAGUGAAUCUAGAAGUCGGCGUGUCUUUUCCAUUAGUGUGUAGUGAAUUCGCGUCGAAAGAAGGAAAAUUUCGGUAUCGUUUUCAAUCGGAAUUAAUAACGUGAUAUUAACGAAUAUUACGUAUUGAAUUUCUUUUUUCUUUCUUUUGAAAAAUAACGAUGUUCGGUUUUCGUGAUGCCAAUAGAGAUGCGCCAAAUUAUAAUUUUCCAAAGACGAAGUUAAAAAAUAUAACGUGUGUCCACUGCAAAUGUCUAUUUAUUAUACGAGAAGUAUUAACAAUGCGUGGGAAACAAAUUCCUUUGUUAUUGGAGUGUGGACAUUCGAUUUGCUAUGGAUGCUCAAAGCUAUAUCCUGAAGUAUCUUGCUCGUUGUGCGGUGAACUUGUGCAGGCCAAAGAGAACAAAUCUGAAUUGUAUCCCUUAAAUAUUUAUGCAUUGGGUUUGGUUGUCGUUGCAAAUCAUCAACCUUGUUUAUAUUUAGAAGAACCCGAUAUAUCUUUCAAUCAAACGGUCGUCCAAAAAACGCGACCUUUUCAAAUCUCAGGUUACUGUCAUGAAUGUGAAAUAGAGGCUACCUUGCGAUGUCCACAAUGUAAUGUCCUUUAUUGUCAAACGUGUUAUUCGAAGAUACAUGGAAAAGCUUUACAAAACCAUUCCAAAAUUCUAAUAAAUGAAAUAACAAAAGAUAUACCUUUGACAAUAUUAAGUGUUUGUUCUGAUACCUGCAUCGAAUAUGUGGGCUAUUUUUGUAAUGAUUGUCAAAUAUCUAGUUGUUCGCAUUGCAUGUUACGUUAUCACUCGAAGCAUAAUCACAUCUCAUUAUUCGAAAGGAACGAAGAAUUAAUGGACGGUUUUACCAAAGCGUAUGACGAUGUUGCGGAGAGUCUACAACGUGUUCUGCAGACUUUAAAGAAACUGAAGACUAUAGAGAUAUCGCAAACGGAAAUAAAAAACAACGAAAACGUGGAAGCUUCGAUAACUCAACAUUUCGCUCAUUUACACGGUGUCCUGCAGAAUAUCGAAAGAAGAAUGAUCGAUAAGAUUCAUAGACAGAAUACAAGCUGUAUUACAAAUAUCAAGGAACUCGAGUCGCAGUUAAAGUCGUAUCAAAAUCGAUUACAGGAAGCGUUAUUGGUAGCCUCUACCGCGAAAGAAAAUAUCAAAAGAAUCGAUUUGAAAAAUGUCAUAUGCAAAUUGAAAGACAUCGCUGAUGUACCUUGUCAUUUGGUAAAGGAGUCUCUUAUUAACGAAGAAAAAGUAAAAUUCGAAGCCGAUAAAAGCAUCAUCGACGUCCUAGAAAAACACUGUACUCUUCAGAUACCUUCGAAGAUGCAAUUCAAUCUAUUACGUACCGAACUCUUGCCCGAAAAUUACCAAGUGGAACCUUUGGAUAACAAAAUAGCUAUUUCGAAUCAUCCGUUAAUGGAAGAACUUUCGGUUCUACCAAACAAAACCAUUUCCGUGACUUCUCUUUCUUCUGGAAAUACGGAAAGCUCUCUUCGAUUCGAUUCUUACGAAUUGGUUAAAGUUCUAAAGGUCGUCGAUCCAUCCUGCUUUUACGUUCAAAGCAUAUCGGUUCAGAAACAAGCGGAAAAAUUAUCGAACGAUCUUCAAAUUUAUGGUUCGGAGGCAGUCAAUCCAACGAAUGAAAUUAUCGUCGGUACGAUGUACAUAGUCAAAUAUUACACACGACGAGAAAAAAGAUGGCAACGUGGAAAAGUCAUAAAAAUUAACGUAAAUCAAAUCGGUGAUAAAACCUACGACGUAUUUUACGUCGACAAUGGAUACAUCGAACGUAACAUAUCAGUUAAACGCUUAAAGCUCAUCCCAUCCCAGUUUGCAGCAGUGCCUAUAUUGGCAACAAAAUGUUCCCUUCACAACAUCUCACCGACAAAUGAUCGUUGGAGCAAAAAUGCUAUAGAUACAUUUCGUCAAUUAGUUAACAAAUAUGAUCCGAUAUCGAUGUACGUCGUUCAUACCGUUGGCAAUAUAAAUUACGUCGAUCUUUGUUUCAAAUCGAAUAAUCCGCAAGAAGAAAUCAGCUCGGUUCGCGAUUUAAUGAUAUUUAUGGAGCAUGGUACCCUUACGUCGUCUCAGAAAAUAAAGAUAUUAAAUCCAUUAUCGAUGUACCUUUACUUUCACGAGGAACUCGAAAUGGAGACUUACGUUUACGUUACGGUUCAACACGUUGAAUCUCCCAACUCCAUGUAUGUUACGAAGAUGGGAGAAAAUCGAAAACAUAUCAACGAACUUAUGAAAGACAUGGCAUCGUUUUACAAAAAGAAUGCGGGACGUACUUCGUUAUCGUGUCCUCUUGAAAUAAAUACUCCAUGCGCUUUACGUUUAAAAGGAUCAUGGUAUCGCGGAUUAAUCAAGAAAAUUGUUAGUGAAAAGUCCAUCGAUGUAUUUUGCGUUGAUUAUGGAUACACUCUUACCUCAGAACACAAUAUGUUAAAAUUAUUACCACAUUAUUACAUGAGCAGUAGAACACAGGCGAUACAAAUUUCAUUGAAAGAUUUAAAACCAUUAUUGGAGGACAAUAAUCAAUGGAGUUUACAAACGAUAGAGAUCACGAAACAAUACUUGGUGAAUGAAAAAGUCAAAGUGAUAUCUAUGUUUAAAAACGAAGAUAUUUAUGAGGUUUAUUUAUAUAUUAACAACAUAAACUUCAAUUCUAUGUUAGCCAAUAAAGGUUUUGCCAGACCAAUAGGACCAACUGCGUUGAUAUGCUACGAUAACAAAGAGUUUCGCUCGACUCAAAAUAGAAACAACAAAAAUGAAAAUACUUUACCAGUCGACGUAAAACAGGAUAACGAAGAAACAUCGAAUACACAAGCAAUUGAGCCUGAUCCUUUUAAAGUAUCCGUCCAAGUGCAUAAAGCGAUAUCACCCGAUUGCAUUUAUGUUUCUGACGUGUCACGCGAAGAAGCAAAGUUUAUAUUCAUGUCAAAGCUACAAGAUUUUUAUAGCAAAUAUCAUUCGCCUCAAGAAAAAAACUGGACGAAAGAUUCCGUUUGUGCCGUGUAUUCGAAACAAGACAAAAGUUAUUUCCGCGCUUAUAUAUUAAACGUCAUAUCAUCGGAAGAAGUUCUUGUAUCAUUUUACGACAUGGCAAUUGAGGAAAUAAUUUCUGUUAAGCAUAUUCAACCGUUACAUCCAAUAUUCCGACAAGAACCAGCGUAUAUUUUCAAAGUCAAGCUUGCUGGUAUUUUACCUUGUGGUGGUUCAAAAUUGUGGCCAUCUAUAUCGUGCCAAAAAUUGUCAGAAAUAAUAGAGGAAAAUCAAAAUUCUCAAUUUUAUAUCACAAAAGUAUUGGGCAUGGAAGACAGUAAAGAGAUAUCUGUGCAAUUGUGGAUCAAACAAUCAAAACCCGAUGGACCAUUAUCGCCAAUGAAAACUGAGAUCAAUUCUAUUAAUAAAAUGUUAGUAGAAGCUGGACUUGCAUUACCGAUAAAAGAUUUCAAUACAAAAAUAGGCAAGAUACUGGCUAUUGAAUUGAAACGACAAUUACUAGAAAUCCAGAUAACAUGUCAAGAUAAAGAAGAAAAUAUAAAAUGGUUCUCUGUCAAAGAAGGAUUAGAAUGUUGUAUUGAAUCAAAUCAACUAAAUAAUAAUGAAAUUUCUAUGUCAGAAGUAAUGUCAAAACAUUUAAGUAUUAAUUCAGAGAAUGAAGAAGAAAUCGAAAAUGUAAAAAACGAAAAAAUAAGGUACAAAGUAAAGAAUGAAGUAAAAGAUGAAGUAGAGGAUGAAAUAGAGGAUGAAGUAGAGGAUGAAGAAGACGAAGAAGAGGGAAAUGAAGAAGAACAAGAAGAAGAUGAAGAUGAAGAUGAAGACGAAGAUCAAGAUGAAGAUGAAGAUGAAGAUGAAGAUGAAGAGUCUACAUCGAGCACUAACGAUGCGAUCCAAGUACCAAUUUUAACAGAUUGGUUACCGGCACUUCCAAUUAAAAAGAAAAACUUCAUUGCUAUACCAACGUACUUGGAUCACUCUGGAAUGGUUUAUUUACAUUCUAAAAAAGAUGCGAAAAAGACGCUAGAAUAUAUAGAAACAAUGUUAGCUGAUUCUUACAAAAAAUUCAAGAUAAAACCACGUGAUAGAAAAUGGAAGGAAGGAGAUAUGUGUAUUGCGCAGUAUCAUGCUAACAAAAAAUGGUACCGAGCUAAAGUACUAGCAGUUUUAGAUGAAAAUACGAUAGAGGUGCAAUUUGUAGAUUAUGGAAAUAUUGAAGAAUGUACGGUCGGACUUAUAAAAAAAAAGAUUAUUUUAGAUCAUAUACCCAUCCAGUGUACAAAAUGCGUUGUUCUCGGUUUAAAUCCGGAACAAGGGAAAUGGAAAAUAGAAGAUUUAGAUAGAAUACAUGUACUUCUUGUAGAAAAGGAGUGUAAAGUAUCUGUUUUAGAAAAAACUGAUACGCACUUAGUUGUAUCGAUCACAUUAUUAAAACCAAAACAAUGUGAUCUUCUUUCUUUCAUUACUAAUGAAUUAGGAAUUCGUUUGUCCUCUGAUUCAAUAUAUUCGAAUCCUUCUAAAAUAUCGGACAAUAUUACUUCAGGCAAUAUUUCUUCGAGUUCUUCGGAUGUAAUCGAAUAUAAGUAUCGAUGUAAUAUCGAGAAUAGAACUAUCUCAGAAAUAGAAACAGAUUCUGAAAUGACUACGGAAUAUGUAUCAAACAUAGUUAGUAACAUGAAUAGCGAGAGUUCUAUGUUAAUAAAAAAUGUUGAUGAACUACACAAUCCUAAUGACGAUUUACAAACAAUUAAAAAAGAAUUAGUUCAUUACACUUCAAAAAUUACAUCUACCAAAUGUUUUGCCACAUAUAUACCAAUCAUUAUUCCCAACGAUAUUGAUAUAUUUGAAGUAGAUUUAUGUUAUACCGAAUCAGCAACAAUAUAUUAUACUCAAAUAAGGGAAAAUAAAAAAUCUAAGGUGUUAAAUGAUUGUUAUAAUCGAUAUAAACUAUUAAUGGAAACUUUACAAAAAGAAGCUCCUACACAACCAUUAAUCAAAAGUUUAGUUUCCGAUACUCCAUGUUGUGCAUUGUUUAACGAUGAUAUCUGGUAUAGAUGUAUUAUCAAGAAAACCACCAAAAUAAAAAAUUCAAAUAAAAUUUUGGUUCACUUAUGGUAUGUUGAUUUUGGAAAUGAUGAAUAUCGAAAAGUAACAUUGGAAGAAUGUAAUUUACGUAUACUGAAAGAAGAAUGGUUCAAUGUACCAACAAUAGCUAUAAAAUGUCAAUUAUGGAAUAUUAAUGUUGCCCCUAGUAAAGAAUUUUCAAACGUAAUAAUGGAAAUCGAAAAAAUGUACCGAAAGUAUAAUGAUUGUAUAAUCGUUAAAAUUAAGGAACGAUGUAAGAAUCAUUUGUCUGUGGAAUUAUACGUGGAUAGAACGUGUAAGAAAUUGGUUUAUAGUUCUUUGAUCAGAGAUGGUUUCUUUCAAAUAAAUAAAACGAAGAAAGACUGAAAAAAAAAUAGAAUAAAUAUCUUUGUUUAAAUGAAUUAUACGGAUUAAUUAUUUGUGUUUAUUUCAGAAUAGUUUACAUGAAACUUAUUUUUUAUAUACAAAUACAUAUAAAUAAGUAAUUUAAAAAAAGAAAAAAAAACUGAUGUUCCUAUAGAUAUAGUCUUUAUCAUUAUUUGUGUCAACAUAUGUAUAUCAAAAUAAUUUUAUUAAUAUUUUGUUAAACGACAUUAUCUAUUAUAUCGUAUAUUAUUAACGCUGUGUACUUUUAGCAAUUUGUUCUUUAAGAACCAAAAUACUUUGUCUUUGUUCUGGUGGAAGCAUAGCAAUUUGUUCAUCCGACAAUUGCAAUACUUGCAUUAUUAAAGCAGCCUGUGACAAGAAAUAAAUUUAUAUAAUAGAUAUUAUUUCAGAUGUUAUAUAAUUUGUUUCCAAAGUUGUAUGAUUUGUAGUAAAAUAAAUGUGAGUAGAAAAUGUA